Molecule: messenger RNA, 2569 nt
Organism: Rhea pennata
Lineage: Eukaryota; Metazoa; Chordata; Aves; Rheiformes; Rheidae
Gene: SDR16C5
Product: short chain dehydrogenase/reductase family 16C member 5
Exons: 7
Coding region: 118-1035 (305 amino acids)
Cellular component (GO): lipid droplet
Molecular function (GO): oxidoreductase activity, acting on the CH-OH group of donors, NAD or NADP as acceptor
Source: RefSeq, a predicted model, not a curated record
GGCGCGAGUCAAAAAGGAUGGGGCGGCCCCGCGACGCGGCCGGAGCGCUGCCCGCGGGAUCCCGGCCUGUCCGCACCCACCCCAGCAGGCCGAGGUAUCUGACAAAAUAGCCUCAAGAUGAACGUCUUCCUGGAGGUGCUCAAAGUUGUUGGACUUUCAUUUUAUUACCUGUUGGAAUCACUAGUAUUCUUGAUUGUACCUAAACGGAAGAAGAGUGUUGGUGGUGAAAUAGUAUUAAUAACAGGAGCAGGAAGUGGAGUUGGAAGACUCUUAUCUAUAAAAUUUGCCCGCCUUGGAGCCACACUGGUUCUUUGGGACAUUAAUCAAGAGGGGCUGAAGGAAACAAGUCGACUGGCCAAAGAAAAUGGAGCAGUAAGAGUACAGUCUUACACCUGUGACUGUAGCAAAAGGCAGGAGGUCUACAAAGUAGCAGACCAGGUUAAAAAAGAAGUUGGCGAUGUUAGCAUCCUAAUCAACAAUGCUGGUAUUGUAACUGGAAAGAGGUUUAUUGAUUCGCCAGAUUCACUUGUGGAAAAAACCAUGGAGGUGAACAUAAUGGCACACUUUUGGACUUACAAAGCCUUCCUCCCAGCAAUGAUGGCCUCUAACCAUGGACACUUGGUUAGUGUUGCAAGCUCAGCAGGACUCAUUGGUGUCAAUCGUCUUGCAGAUUACUGUUCAAGUAAAUUUGCAGCAAUUGGGUUUGCAGAGUCAAUUAAUUUAGAGAUGAGAGAUCUGGGAAAGACUGGUAUUAAAACCACAAUUGUGUGUCCUUACUUCAUAAACACAGGAAUGUUUGAUGGCUGUAAAACCAAGUGGCCACGUCUGCUUCCCAUUCUAGAGCCAGAGUAUGUAGCUGAAAAGAUAGUCACGGCUAUUCGACAGAACCAAGAAAUUCUGAUACUACCACGCAGUCUGUAUUUCUAUUUUGCUUUGAAAAAUAUGCUACCAGUGAAAGUAAGCAUUCUCCUUGCAGACCUUGCUGGAGCUCUCCACUUCAUGGAUUCCUUCAGAGGUCGAGGGAAGAAGGACUGAAAGUGCAAGAAAAUAAAAUAUCAGCAACUCUAAAGUGAACUGUGUUGGGGUGGUGGUGGGAAAGGUGUGUUUUCUGAAGCUUUGAACUUAAGGUGCCUCACUUCCUUAAUAACAGAUUUUAAGGAAAUUGCUUUUCAAUUAGCUCUUAAUCAACAGCUUUAACAUAAACUUUUUUUUUUUUUUUUUUUUUAGUACAGUGAAAUGAUUUCUUUUCACUUCAUUGUGGAAAAAAAUAAUGAAAUGAGUUGCCUUGGUGAUGUCUGUUAUAAUACCUUAAAUAAGAAUCUGCAUCACAAACUAAUAAUUGGCACAUUUGUGGGGAGACUGAGCCAAGAAACCACAUGCAAUUGGCAGGGCUUCAGCAAAGCCUCUAGUGGAUAUGAUCUGUCUGUCACUCAUUGGACCACAAGGAGGGGCUAUGCUGCUGAAGCUGUUACAAUUCUGUGGUAAACUGAGGAAUGCAAGUUUCCUGAAACAACAGAUUCUAAAAUUCAAGUUGCAACAAAUGGAAGCUUUGUGAAAUGAAAAUAUUUGCUGUGCUGGUGCAUAACCAGUAAAAUGCAUUAAUUUUUGAGGGUAUCUCAGGACUCUUAUGACUAAAUGUCUGGGGGAAAAAAAUGAAUGUAAAUGACGCACUUGUGCUACUAAUGUACUUUUUAUCUAAUUUAUUUUUAAAGCUAAUACUCUGUCUAAAGGACAGUCUUUGUAACUUUUAAGUGCAAUAUUCUAACAACAAAUUUAAAUUUUCCACUCCUAAGCAAAAUACACCACUUAACACAGCAUAAAACUGCCAUUCUAGGUGGGCUAUCAGACAUCUUGCCAGGUAAGACAACAAGCUACUAAAAGCAAAGGUAUUACAUAGCAUACAUUACAUAAUCAGGGCUUCUGGGAUUAUUUCAGAAAGGAAUGAUGCUGACAGAAGUGAAGUGAAUGAGAUCACUAUAGACAACUAUAGUUUGAUUAAGUGUUAUGUUUUUGUUUCUCUGAUUUGAGGGGAUUGCCUUACAUCCACAGAGAUUAGUUUUACUUUCCUUUUACUGUUGGGACCAUUUACUUAUUUUGGACAAAUGCUGAGGAGGCCUUCCCUCUUUGACAGUGGCCACUUACUUAGAAAACAAAAAGCCCCCUUUGGCUUUUGGUAAAUUCAAAGCAAGAAAAAGGAGGAUUAUGCUUUAAAUAUAUGCUAUUUAAGCAUAUGCUGGUUAAUCCCAUCUCAUUUCACAGUAGUCAACUGGCAACUGGUAAUACCUGAAAAAUAAGAUUAUACAAAACUCUUUAUCAUGCAAACUAAUUGAAGGAUGAUAUGGAGAAAAGGAUUUUUUUAAAAAAUGUUUUUCUUCCAGUAUUGGUCUGGAGACUACUCUUAUUUCCCUCAUCGAUGCAAUUAGUGAAGUUUAUCAGUUGAUAAAAAGUAUACAUAGAACUAUUUUACUGCUGAAGAACAAGAAACACUUGGGUAAAAUGAGCAUGUUAGUAAUAGCUCUCUUGUCUGUAAAUUGCACUGUUUACUGAUAAUAAAAUUGACCACUGAUAA